Pyrus x bretschneideri (Chinese white pear) is the source of this 3507-nucleotide messenger RNA. RefSeq names its product protein FAR1-RELATED SEQUENCE 5. Gene Ontology annotation, molecular function: zinc ion binding. Gene Ontology annotation, biological process: regulation of DNA-templated transcription. Lineage: Eukaryota; Viridiplantae; Streptophyta; Magnoliopsida; Rosales; Rosaceae. The record is from RefSeq and is a predicted model, not a curated record. Bases 416 to 2788 code for a protein of 790 amino acids. The transcript has 4 exons.
AACAGCCUACCCGACCCUCCUGAAGCUCCCGUCCCUCUUUUACCUUCAUCAUCACUUUCCUUGUACUCCCGAUUUUUUAUUCAUAUUUUUCCCAAUUAUUUCCUUCAAUUCGAUCAAUUUGAAUCCAAAACCCUAAAUCUGAAUUCCUAAUCCCACUAAAAAUUGGACCAAGGUUCUAGGGUUUCUCUGCUAUUCCGAAAACCCUAAUUAAAACUUGCCAUUUUUGUCUCUCACUCCACUGGCUAAAGCUAAAGGUUGAAUAUUGCUGAAGAUUCACAAUAGUUCACUUUCUCAGCGGAAUAAGACCAUGCGAGUCUUUGUGAAAGUCUAUAUCUUUCUGGAUUACAACAGUGUGAGGUUUGGGGCUUGAGAUAAUUCAAUUGGAAUUGAUCUGAAACCGUUUCAAAAUUUUGACAUGGAUAACGAGGUGAUUGAGUUUGAUAUUGGGUUGGGAGGAGGGGGAGGCCGGGAUGGGGAUGAUGAUUUUGUAGACAUUGAGCAUCCUGUUGAUGAUGAGGAAAUGGUUGAUAGUCCUCUUCUGGGGAGUGGCAGUGGCGGUGGUAUUGUUUUCGGUGGUGGUGAAAUUUACUUUCCUGAGGGGGAUCUCUUGGACCUUGAGCCAUAUGACGGCAUGGAAUUUGAGUCUGAAGAGGCUGCCAAGGCCUUUUACAAUUCGUAUGCACGGCGGGUUGGGUUCAGUACUCGUGUCAGCUCCUCACGUCGUUCCAGGCGCGAUGGAGCAAUCAUACAGAGACAGUUUGUUUGUGCUAAAGAGGGUUUCCGGAAUUUGAAUGAGAAGCGCACCAAGGAUAGGGAGAUUAAGCGCCCUCGGACUAUCACUAGAGUUGGGUGCAAAGCAUCCUUGUCUGUAAAGAUGCAAGAUUCGGGGAAAUGGGUGGUGUCUGGUUUUGUUAAGGAUCAUAAUCAUGAGUUGGUUCCGCCAGAUCAGGUGCAUUGUCUUCGUUCUCACAGGCAAAUAUCUGGUCCUGCUAAGACUUUGAUUGAUACCUUGCAGGCUGCUGGAAUGGGUCCCAGGAGGAUUAUGUCAGCGCUGAUUAAGGAAUAUGGUGGGAUAAGCAAAGUCGGAUUUACAGAGGUGGAUUGUAGGAAUUACAUGAGGAAUAAUCGCCAUAAGAGCUUAGAUGGGGACAUUCAGAUGCUUUUGGAUUACUUGAGACAAAUGCAAGCUGAUAAUCACAACUUUUUCUAUGCCGUGCAGGGCGAUGACGAUCAGUCCAUGGGAAAUGUCAUUUGGGCUGAUCCAAAGGCAAGGAUGAACUAUAGUUAUUUUGGUGAUACUGUUACCUUUGACACUACCUACAGGUCUAACAGGUACCGUUUGCCCUUUGCACCUUUCACAGGGGUGAACCAUCACGGUCAGCCUGUUUUGUUUGGUUGUGCCUUUCUGAUAAAUGAAUCUGAAGCAUCAUUCGUUUGGCUGUUCAAAACAUGGCUUAUGGCAAUGUCAGGCCGGCCCCCAGUGUCAAUUACAACUGAUCAUGAUCCUGUGAUACAGUCAGCCAUCACGCAGGUUUUCCCGCAGACCCGGCUCCGUUUCUGCAAAUGGCACAUCUUUAAGAAAUGUCAGGAGAAGCUAUCCCAUGUGUUUCUUAAGCAUCCGACCUUUGAAGCAGACUUUCACAAGUGUGUUAAUUUGACUGAGUCCAUAGAAGAAUUUGAGUCUUACUGGUUGUCUCUUGUUGAUAGAUACAAUCUCAGAGAUCAUGAAUGGAUUCAAAUGGUAUACUCCGCUCGCAGGCAGUGGGUCCCUGUAUAUCUGCGGGACACUUUUUUUGCAGAAAUGUCCAUUACUCAGAGAAGUGACAGUAUGAACUCAUAUUUUGAUGGAUAUGUGAAUGCUUCAACAAAUUUGAGUCAGUUCUUUAAGCUUUAUGAGAAAGCUCUAGAGAGUCGAAAUGAGAAGGAAGUGAAAGCAGAUUUUGAAACUAUGAACACUGCCCCAGUUUUGAAAACCCCAUCUCCAAUGGAAAAGCAAGCAUCCGAGCUUUAUACAAAAAAGAUAUUUAUGAGGUUUCAAGAGGAGUUAGUUGGAACGCUAACUCUUACAGCAUCUAAGGGUGAUGAUGAUGGGGAGAUCAUCACAUAUCAAGUAGCUAAGUUUGGGGAGGACCAUAAAGCAUACUAUGUUAAGUUUAAUGUUUUGGAGAUGAUGGCAACUUGUAGUUGCCAGAUGUUUGAGUUCUCAGGUCUUCUUUGCAGACAUGUAUUGGCAGUCUUUAGAGUGACCAAUGUGUUGACUCUCCCAUCCCAUUACAUAUUGAAACGAUGGACUAGAAAUGCCAAGAGCAGUGUCAUGUUAGAAGAACGUUCUAGUGAUGUAUAUACCAAUUAUCUAGAAUCUCAUACUGUUCGGUACAAUACCCUACGUCAUGAGGCCUUUAAAUUUGUAGAUGGAGCAAGGUCUUCAGAAACUUAUGACAUUGCAGUGGAAGCUUUGAAAGAAGCUGGAAAGAAAGUAGCUCAUGCCACAAAGCAUGAGGGGAAAUCCAUGGUGAAUGGGCAUGUCAGGGGGAACUUGGCUGGUGGGGCAAGUCAGGCAGCACGUUGUGCUAGUGGGGAUCAUGAAGGAAGUUCUGGCCAACACUUGUCUGAGGAUGAUAUGGACAAAAAAAUUCGAGAACUUACGAAUGAGCUGGAGUGCGCAAAUCGGAAAUGUGAAGUUUAUCGGGCUAACCUGCUUUCAGUUUUGAAAGAUAUAGAGGAUCAUAAGUCACAAUUGUCAAUUAAAGUACAAAACAUUAAAAUUGGCAUGAAGGACGGCCUAUAAAGUCUGCAACAGUAACUUUUUGGGAGGAGACAUCAUUGUAUGAAUGGUUGCACAAGAAGACAGGCAUGAGAGCCGAAGGGUUUAUCGGGGUAUGGAUGUUUAGCAAUUGAAAUCGUUCGGUAGCUCUUUUCUCAUUGUGUGUGUAUUUAUAUAUUUUCGUUUGGUGAUUGUUUGCUGUCGAAGGUAAUAAUCAGAUGUUAUUUUCUGUGCCUGUCGAAUAAUACCUUCAAUUUUAAGUUUUCGUAUACGCUUGUAGGUAAAUUCAUCCUUGAUUUGACAAGUCAUCUUCCACUCAUCCUUGUAAAUUGGCUGUACAGAACCUAUUAACUGCGGUUUCUGUUAGGAAGGUUAGUACAGUUUCACUGGAGUGUAUCUGCACCAACACUUUGUUUACUUUUCGUGCUUCGAUCUUUAGGCUUUCGUUGCCCCGUUUCUUUGGUAUUGAUUACAUGUGUAAACAAUUUCGCUGGUUAAGCUUAUUGGAGUUUGCUGAGUCCCAUUUUAUUGGCAUUGAAAGCAAUACUGUGUAAUAUGACACCGAAACUGAAAGCUUGAGUUCGGGUGACUGGGAAAGGGGGGAUGGAAUGUCAUGUUCUUCCGAGCCUUUGUUGGAGCGAGAUAUGUAAUGUGAUAUUCUUAUGUUGUGUAUACACUUUGUAGGAUAUGAUUUUCCUAAGUAGAGUUCAAUCUACGAUUUGGGUGAUCGUCAGUCGUAAUCA